UAUUAUACAUUUUUUUAAACCAGACAGUAAAAAAUGGCUUUUUGACGUAAUGAGAAGCUACGCGCAAGACGGUCACGUGAUAUUUUUUUUGGCUAGAGCCAUAUUUUUGUAGCUACUGCUGUAAGAAGCUACCUCUAAAGCAAAAGCAGUAGCUUGCAGCUUCGCCCAUUAACGCCAUGGAUUUCAACGUUAAGAAGUUAGCCAGCGGUGCGGGGCUGUUUUUCACGCGAGCCGUCCAGUAUACUGAGGAGAAGCUGGGACAGGCGGAAAGGACAGAGUUGGAUGCUCACUUUGAGAACCUAAUGAGCCGCGCUGACUGCACCAAACACUGGACAGAGAAGAUCUACAGACAGACCGAGUACCUGCUGCAGCCCAACCCAAUCGAUCACACUGGUGCCAGAAUUGAGGAGUUUCUCUAUGAAAAGCUGGACAUGAAAGCACCCUCCAGGGUUACCAACGCAGAGCUGCUGGGUCAGUAUAUGGAAGAUGCUGCGAAGGAGUUUGGGGCUGGUACACCAUACGGGAGCACUUUGCUGAAAGUUGGGGACUGUGAGAGGAGACUGGGAGCAGCAGAGAGAGAGUUCAUUCAGACCUCAGCCAUCAGUUUUCUCAAUCCACUCAGGAACUUCCUGGAAGGAGACUGGAGAACCAUCUCAAGAGAGCGCCGCCUUCUGGAGAACCUUCGCCUGGACCUGGACGCCUGUAAAGCACGUGUAAAGAAGGCCAAGGCGGCCGAGGCCAAGGCAGGGUGCGAGGGUGCAGUGGCCCCAGAUUUUCAGGAGACCAGACCUCGCAACUAUGUGCUUUCUGCCAGUGCCUCUGCGCUCUGGACUGAGGAAGUGGAAAAAGCUGAACAAGAUCUCAGGCUGGCUCAGACGGAGUUCGAUCGGCAGGCAGAAGUUACGCGGCUGCUUUUGGAAGGCAUCAGUAGUACCCAUGUGAACCACCUUCGCUGUCUGCAUGAGUUUGUGGAGGCCCAGGCCGCUUACUAUAAGCAGGGUCAUGUUCAUAUGCUGGAGCUGCAGAAAGAGCUGGGAAGUUCUGAUGAGGAUGUGCUUCCCAAUGCUUUCGCACUGAACUCCACUCACUCCGUGGCUGCUGCAGCCGGCGCAUCAGAAGGCACAGAGAGCCCAGUGGAGACGGAGACGCUGAAGAUCGAAGAGGUCCAGGCACCAGCUACAGGAACCCGCAAGGCCAAAGUUCUGUAUGACUAUGAUGCUGCUGAUUCGAGUGAGCUCUCCCUCCUGGCUGAUGAGCUGAUUACAGUUUACACAGUGCCAGGAAUGGACUCUGACUGGCUGAUUGGAGAGAAAGGAAAUCAGAAAGGAAAAGUGCCUGUCACAUACCUGGAGCUUCUGAGUUAGAGUUCAUGCAUGUGCAUGAGUGUGAACGGGCACAACUGAAGCUUUCACUUCAAAGGAAGACACACUUGCACUAGCGAGUAAGCUUCAGUAAACACUCCACUGCAAUCCGCUGCACACACUCCUCAGAAUAAUAACAGAAGGUCUGAACAUGGUGACACUGUUACAGUAAGAGGAGGAAACUCCCUGGCUGGGAUCAGUCACAUUCCUCCUAGACCAGUUUUGGUGAUGUCAUAACAAUGUUGUCAUUGAUAUUCUUCUAUUUAUUGAAGUGCAUGUCAGAUGUUUAAUCAGAGGAUUUCUGAUGCUAACUUAUUUGUUUUUCCGGGUGUUUCUUCAUGUUUUUACAGACCUUCCCACGAUCUGGGAAAAGCCUCCUAAAAAUAUAGAGUGAUGUGAAAAAGUGUCUUCCCCUCUUUUUUUGCAGGUAACAUAUGUAAACACAAAAUGCAAUUUUUAAAUAGGAUGCUUAUUAUUACAGGUAGGCCUGUGGCAAUAAACAAAUCAAUUAAUUGCACAAUAAAUUAAAAUGAGCUCCAUAUUAAAAUGAGGGCUAUAAUAAUCACUUGUUUCUUUUCAUCCUGUCUCUGACUCUUUCUACCAAAGACACUAGAUGACUAAAGUCUUCACUCCGGUGCUUUGUUACUCUUCUCUCGUUUCCUUGGUAGCAGCUUAACACACAGGGAGGUAAAAGCGUCCGCUUUCUUCCUUUUGGGCUGAACCCAAUAUACGGGACACAAUAGCAAAAACAGCUAAAAAAAAGUUUAGCAAUUUUCAAUUUUUCUCUGUGGCCUUGCUCGGCUGUGUGUGCACGUCUGCGUGUAUGAGCUAGAAAUUUGACAUGAAUAAAUUACGGCGUUCGCUCGGCUGGAUAAGGGCAAGUGACCGUCGCCUCACCGCUCAACGUCACAGCUGCAGUCUGGCAGUGCUUUAGAUUCAAGCUGAAUGACCGCGGUGAACCAUUGAACCUGUGGAGCCGCUGCGUUGUAAAACAGUAACAAUUAAACAGUACAACCAACAUGACUGCACCUAAAAUGCACUGAUGCAUGUUUCCUUGAAAGUUCUCCUCUGGAUGUCAGUAGAAAAAUAAACUGACCAAGUUAUCCCAAUGAGUUAUUAGGUUUAGGGCGUAAUCGCUUUUUCCCACAGGGCCAUGCCGGGUUUGAUUUUUUUUAUUUUUUUAUUUCACAUUAUAGUAAACAUUUUUGUUUCAAAACUGCAUUUUGUGUUUACUUGUGUUGUCUUGGAUAUUUAAAUUGGUCUGACGUUUUGAAAAACUGAAGUGUGAGAAACAGAAGACUUGGAAAUCAGGGAGGGGGCAAACACUUGUUCACCCCACUGCAUAUUUCUGCUUUUUCUAAUGUGUUUGUUCUGCAUUAGUAGGUUUCAUCUAAAACCGUCCAUCUUUACACGAAACAGUCCUGGACAUCAGGCCUGCAGUUUCAUGUCGGUUCAUUCAGGUUCACAGUAAACGCAGUGAAUCCCAGGUGUGAAUAAAUCACCCCUGGUUGACGUCUAGAUUUCCUAAACUACCAUGGAUUACUUUACAGGAGCAGCGUGUCUGAUUUUACCUUUUCCAGAAAACUAAAACAAAGACAUUGUUUACUUUUUAAUUAUAUUUUUUUCAUCCAUAACAAACUCAAACCUUCCACUGAAGCAUUAAUAUGCAGUGGAAAAGGCCAGACAAUGGUCCUCAUGGGUUCUUUUCCACUCCUGACUGUUGAGAGGAAGAUUUGCCUUAACUGCUGAUAAAGAUGAAAGUCUUAGCAAAUACCGCUUGCUUCUUACCGUUCCAUCACACUACAGAUUCCCGUCGGAGGAACAGUCUGCAUCCCUGUUCAGCAAAUAACAGACUGCAGCUGCUCACAGAAUGUUGUUUUUUUUUUGCAUGUUUGUCACAUUCAAGCCACAGCCAGCAUGCAAGUGCCCCUUCCCUUCAUCGUACCAGUGCUUCUUCAGGUGGUUUGUCCUUUUAGUGUUUUCUUUGAACACCUUCUGGCCUGUUUUGACUCGAACCUUAAAGUGUCCUCAGUCUUAGUGCUGCAUGUGCUGCAAACUGCUGUAGUCGCCUGUCCUGCUGGAAGUGUGUGCGAGUGAAUAAACAAUGUGAGAUUUAAACUUCUUUGCACCAAACCUCACGUCCAGUCUGCGUAUGCAUGAACCUUUCUUACCUCCUAAUAGACGGUGUUAUGAGUUUUAGAGAAAUAAGCGGCAGGCCGUCUUCACUGCAGACGUCGAGACAGAGGAAUGUAACCGCCUUGUCCUUCGAGCCUCACUUGUUUUUGCUUUUUAAUAAAUGUGCUACUGAUGUACCUUUAUUUUGUUUGAGUUGAUUUGCCUCUUACUAUCUGAAUGAGCAAAACUAAUUUAAUAAAAUGCAUAAUUUAUUUGAAA
Molecule: messenger RNA, 3755 nt
Organism: Gambusia affinis (western mosquitofish)
Lineage: Eukaryota; Metazoa; Chordata; Actinopteri; Cyprinodontiformes; Poeciliidae
Gene: sh3glb2a
Product: SH3-domain GRB2-like endophilin B2a
Exons: 14
Coding region: 177-1364 (395 amino acids)
Biological process (GO): membrane organization
Cellular component (GO): membrane; cytoplasm
Molecular function (GO): protein binding
Source: RefSeq, a predicted model, not a curated record